UUGCUUACUCUUUCGUUCACUAUAGCCGGCACCUCCGCUCUCAUUAGCCAAUCCGCUCAUGACUGGCUCUCGGAUUCUCCCCCUCGUAGGCCGUGGAAAUGUGGUCGCCGCGAUUAUAAUGGUAAUAUGGCUGGACCUAUCGUUUCUGGUGAAAGUAGUAGUGAUCUUGAGUCGGAACCUUUCCAGCCGAUGAGCUUGAGGCUUGGCCCCUUGGUCGAUACUUCCAAAAUCUGUGCUGAUGAUAGAGAUGUUAAUGAUCUGACUAGAGGCAAGCGGCGCCACAGCCCUUUUGACGGUAUGGUAUCAGUCGUUGUCGAACCGCGGCUUACUAGGCUCUCAAAUGAAUCUAGUCUUUCAACUGGCACAACAUCUGUAUCCAAACUCAGACUACCAUGGCAGGCAUCGCAAGCUGGCCAUAGUCGACGUCGUUACCCAUCGUCUCUCAGACCUUCUUCGAGUGCCUCAGUGUCUCUCAUUCCAGACGAGCAGGGCAAUGUAAUUACCCUGACCACGAACAAUCAUCUCCUUGGAGAGGAUAUCAACGAUGAUGAUUAUGAAGAGGGAGAAGAAUUUGAUGAUCUUGAAGACUUUGGUGAUGAGGAUCCAGAUGUCGAGGUUGAUAUGGAUGAGCAGAAGGAGCGUGAUGGUUACAAAAGAAUUAAUAAGGAUAUAUGUGUUUUGAUGAAUUCGGAGGUUGAUGGGUGCUCAAGCCAGCCAGUUUUGCAGUGUUUUAAUUCGCCUUGCGAGGGCUCUUCGUCAGCAUGGCUUGAAUUAGGGAGUGGCGGCCGUCGUCGUCGCCGCAGAACGCAGCAGUGGCGAAAAGGAACAACCUAUGGAAAUCCUCAAACACCAUUGGCUGUUCAUGGAGACAUUGUUGACACCCUGUCUGCAAGGAACGUGGACAGUGAUGAUAUAUGCAGAACUCGACGUCUGCUCACAUCCAUGUCCAUGGUAGCCGAUAUGGAAGAACAUCGCAUUCAAUCUAGGUAA
Molecule: messenger RNA, 990 nt
Organism: Protopolystoma xenopodis
Lineage: Eukaryota; Metazoa; Platyhelminthes; Monogenea; Polystomatidea; Polystomatidae
Source: the annotation of a GenBank genome assembly